AUGCGAUCCAAUCUUUUUCUCUUUCUCUUUUACCCUCUUUUUCUCACUUUCUCAUUCCUCUGUCUCUCACCCACAUCUUUCUUUCCCUAUUUCCUCCAUCUUUCUCUAAAUGCGAUCCACUCUUUUUCUCUUUCUCUUUUACUCUCUUUUUCUCACUUUCUCAUUCCUCUGUCUCUCUCACCCAUUUCCUCCAUCUUUUCUUUCCCCUUUUUCCUUUCUCUUUUUUUUCUUUCUAAAUCUCUCUCACCCACAUCCUUUCCCUUUUUCCUCCUUUUCUCUUUCUCUUUUUUUCUCUUUUUUUCUCUUUUCUCUUUUCUUUCAUUCCCUGUCUCUCACCCCUCAUCCUUUCUUUUUCCCUAUUUCCUCCAUCUUUCUCUAAAUCCGAUCCAUCCUCUUUUUCUCUUUUCUCUUUUACCCUCUUUUUUCUCCUUUCUCAUUCCUCUGUCUCUCACCCACAUCUUUCUUUCCCUAUUUCCUCCAUCUUUCUCUAAAUGCGAUCCCUCUUUUUUCUCUUUCUCUUUUACUGUUUUUUCACUUUCUCAUUCCUCUGUCUCUCACCCACAUCUUUCUUUCCUAUUUCCUCCAUCUUUCUCUAAAUGCGAUCCCUCUUUUUCUCUUUCUCUUUUUACUCUCUUUUCUCACUUUCUCAUUCCUCUGUCUCUCACCCACAUCUUUCUUUCCCUAUUUCCUCCAUCUUUCUCUAAAUGCGAUCCUCUUUUUUUCUCUUUCUCUUUUAUUCUCUUUUCUCACUUUCUCAUUCCUCUGUCUCUCACCCACAUCUUUCUUUCCCUAUUUCCUCUCUUUUCUCUAAAUGCGUUCCUCUCUUUUUCUCUUUCUCUUUUUCUCUCUUUUUCUCUCUUUUCUCAUUCCUCUGUCUCUCACCCACAUCUUUCUUUUUCCCUAGUUCUCCCUCUUUCCCUAAAUGCGAUCCAAUCUUUUCUCUUUCUCUUUUACCCUCUUUUUCUCACUUUCUCAUUCCUCUGUCUCUCACCCUGUCUCUUUCUUUUUUCCCUAUUUCCUCCAUCUUUCUCUAAAUGCGAUCCCUCUUUUCACUUUCUCUUUUACCCUCUUUUUUCUCACUUUCUCAUUCCUCUGUCUCUCACCCACAUCUUUCUUUCCCUAUUUCCUCCAUCUUUCUCUAAAUCCGAUCCACUCUUUUUCUCUUUCUCUUUUACUCUCUUUUUCUCACUUUCUCAUUCCUCUGUCUCUCACCCUCAUCCUUUCUUUCCCUAUUUCCUCCAUCUUUCUCUAAAUCGAUCCACUCUUUUUCUCUUUCUCUUUUACUCUCUUUUUCUCACUUUCUCAUUCCUCUGUCUCUCAUCCACAUCUUUCUUUCCUUACUUCCUCUUUUUAUCUUACUCUGCAUUUGAACUACACUUUUCUCUAUCUUCCUCUUUUAUUCCCUUUUUGUUACUUUCUCCUAACACUGUUUCUCACUUUCAUUUUCCUGUCCUCACUUCUCGUUUUUCUUUAUCCUUCUUUUUUCAUAACCUUCUUCUUCUUCUUCUUUUUCUCUCUUUUUCUUGUUUUUGCAUUCCUCUUUUCUUUUCCCUAUCUCUUUUCUUCGUUUGUUUUCUCUCUGUUUUCCCUUUUCUAUCCUUCUCUUAA
This is a messenger RNA of Acanthosepion pharaonis, 1608 nucleotides long. Lineage: Eukaryota; Metazoa; Mollusca; Cephalopoda; Sepiida; Sepiidae. The record is from the annotation of a GenBank genome assembly.